Molecule: messenger RNA, 2226 nt
Organism: Saitoella complicata NRRL Y-17804
Lineage: Eukaryota; Fungi; Ascomycota; Saitoellomycetes; Saitoellales; Saitoellaceae
Product: eukaryotic translation initiation factor 3 subunit B
Exons: 3
Coding region: 1-2226 (741 amino acids)
Biological process (GO): translational initiation
Cellular component (GO): eukaryotic translation initiation factor 3 complex
Molecular function (GO): translation initiation factor activity; RNA binding; translation initiation factor binding
Source: RefSeq, a predicted model, not a curated record
AUGCUUGAGGGGUGGCCAUUUCAAUUUGUCUUUUUGGUGUUUUGUUCAAUUGCGGAUCGAUACGACGACGAGGAGAUUGACUUCUCCGACCUCGAGGAGAAGUUCCAGGUCCCCUUCGAGGAGGGCUUCGACACCCUUGUCCUCGUUGAUGGCGCACCCGUCGUCCCCGAUGAGAAGCGCGAGGUUUUGCUGAAGGUUAUGAAGAAGCUUUUCUCCUCGGCCGGUAAGGUCAAGGACGAUGGCAUUUUCAUGCCUAUGGAGGAGAACUCUAAGGGCAAGCUCAUGUCCAAGGGAUUCAUGUUUGUCGAGUACGAGACCCCAGAGCAGGCCGAUGCCGCUGUCAAGGCGUUGAACGGAAGGCGCAUGGACAAACAGCACACUUUGUCCGCCAACCGUUUCACCGACGUCGAGAAGUACGCCAACGUCAGCGAGGAGUACGUCGAGCCCGAGGAGGAGCCAUUCGUCGAGCAGGAGCACCUUCGUUCCUGGUUGGCCGACGCCCAGGCGCGCGAUCAGUGGGUUAUGUACCGUGGUGACGAGGUUUCCGUCAACUGGAACCGCAAGGGAGAGCAACCAGAUGUCGAUGUUCAGCGUAUGAACUGGACCGAGACCUACGUGCAGUGGUCGCCGCAGGGUACUUACCUCACGUCUUUCCACAGACAAGGUAUUCAAUUGUGGGGUGGACCGUCAUGGAAGCGUAUGAUGCGUUUCGCUCACCCCGGUGUCAACCUUAUCGACUUCUCCCCCAACGAGCAAUACCUCGUCACCUGGUCCAACGAGCCCAUCACCCUCCUCCCCAUCGGUCACCCCGGUCGUGCCGCCAUGCCCUUCGGCCCUGAGGACGAGGGUAAGCAGGUCAUUGUCUGGGAUCUCAAGACUGGUGCUCUCCUCCGUUCCUUCGCCGCCCCCGCCCAAGAGAGCGACGCUGGACCCAAGAAGAUCACCUGGCCCAUGUUCAAGUGGUCUUCCAGUGAGAAGUACUUUGCUCGUUUGAGCCCUGGUCAAAUCUCUAUCUAUGAGGCCCCCGGAAUGGGUCUUUUGGACAAGAAGUCCGUCAAGGUCGAUGGUAUCGUCGACUUCGACUGGGCGCCUGCCAUGUCCGAAGCUAACCAGAAGAACGACGAGGAGUACCUCGGUUACUGGACUCCGGAAGUCGGUAACCAGCCCGCUCGUGUCGCGCUCAUGUCCGUUCCUUCCAAGCAGACCAUCCGUACCAAGAACUUGUUCAACGUUUCCGACUGUAAGAUUCACUGGCAGUCUAACGGUGACUACAUGUGUGUGAAGGUCGACCGCCACACCAAGACUAAGAAGUCUACAUUCUCCAACCUCGAGAUCUUCCGUGUCAAGGAGAAGAACAUCCCCGUCGAGGAAGUUGAGGUUAAGGACACCAUCCUUAACUUCGCCUGGGAGCCCAAGGGCAGCCGUUUCGCCAUCAUCUCCACCUCCGACCCUAACCUUGUUAACCUCGGUCAGCCCGGUACUCCCCCUCUUCGCACCACCCUUUCUUUCUACGCCUUCGAGAAGACUAAGGCUAAGGAGCAGUUCCGUUGCGUCAAGACUGCUGACAAGAAGACCUUGAACGCUAUCUUCUGGUCGCCUAAGGGUCGCUUCUUGAUCGCUGCUACCAUGGGUCAGUCCUCUACCUUCGACCUUGAGUUCUGGGACAUGGACUUCGAGGGUGAGAACACCAACAAGGAGGAGGGAUCUACUUCCAACCCUACCGUCAUCGGCAACAUCGAGCACUACGGUGUCACUGACAUUGAGUGGGACCCUACUGGUCGGUACGUUACCACCUCCGCCUCCGCAUGGCGCCACACCAUUGAGAACGGCUACAAGCUCUGGGACUUCAAGGGUACCCUCCUCCGUGAGGAGCCUUUGGACCGCUUCAAGCAGCUCUUGUGGCGUCCUCGCCCUGCUACCCUCCUCUCCAAGGAGCAGCAGAAGAAGAUCCGCAAGAACCUCCGUGAGUACUCUCGCAUCUUCGACGAGGAGGACUUGCAGGAGCAGACGCUUGCCAACAAGGAGCUCGUUGCCCAGCGUCGCCGUCUCGUCGAGGAAUGGACUGCAUGGCGCGAGAAGGUUGUGGAGCAGCUCCACAGGGAGAGGACUGAGCGUGGGUUGCCCGAGGACGAUAUCGUUGAGGGUAAGGAGGAUGGUACUGGUGACCAGGUCGUUGAGGUAGAGAUUGAGGAGGUCGUUGAGGAGACCGUUGAGGACAUCCAGUGA